Molecule: messenger RNA, 940 nt
Organism: Poecilia latipinna (sailfin molly)
Lineage: Eukaryota; Metazoa; Chordata; Actinopteri; Cyprinodontiformes; Poeciliidae
Product: transmembrane protein 120A-like
Exons: 4
Coding region: 16-378 (120 amino acids)
Biological process (GO): fat cell differentiation
Cellular component (GO): membrane
Source: RefSeq, a predicted model, not a curated record
GAGUGAUCCAUUGUGAUGUUUUGUUUCCUUUCUGCAGGUUUUGUUCAGUCCCUGCAGUACUACUACCAGAGUGGCUGUUUGUACCGACUCAGAGCGCUGGGGGAGAGACACAACAUGGACCUCACAGUCGAGGGCUUCCAGUCCUGGAUGUGGAGAGGCCUGACCUUCCUGCUUCCCUUCUUGUUCUUCGGUCAAUUUUGGCAACUGUACAACAGCAUGACGCUUUUCGAGAUGUUCCAGCUCCCAGAGUGCAAAGAGUGGCAGGUGUUGAUGUGCGGCUGCUCCUACCUGGUGCUUUUCAUAGGAAACCUGUUCACCACACUGGGCGUGGUUUACCAGAAAUAUGUAAACAACGCAGACAAGCCCAAGACUGAAUGAGCGCGCCGCAACCAGAACGGAUCACCAACAUGGCCUCAGAACCAAACAGAAACCCUUGUCAGAGUUCUAAGGAGCUAAAUUUGGGCCAUAAACUUUGUUCAAAAGAAGAAAAAAAUGAAUUAAGCAAAAAAAUGUGAAACUGAAAAAGAUGUUCAAAACUGCUUUUCAGAUUCAAUGUUUUUAUUUUCCCCCAGUUUCAGUUUUUUUUUUCUUUUGAACAAACUUUAUGGGUUUAGCUCCAGCUUAUGGAACUACUCCAUAGAGUUCCUCUGUCAUGACCCCCGUCCUUGUGGACCAUUUCACUGUUUGAAUGUGAUUUCAGAUUCCUGAGUUUUAUGUUUGUAUAAAUUGAAAUCAAAUUAACGUUAUUAUACCGACUAUUUUUUUUUUUAAAUCAAGAAGUUUCUUCAUAGCUUUCUUUUUCUUACAGUAGGAACGACCGUCCAUUUCAGAGAUUGUGAAAGUUUUAAGGGAUGUGUGUAACUUGAAUCAUAUUUAUUUAAAACUUUGUGACUUUGCUCAGGAGCUGCUCCGUUGUAAUAAAGAGCUCUGCAAAAUAAAA